UCCGGGAACAUGGCCGGCUAAACAAUGACAAAAGUCUCUCUCCUCAAAAUCAAGAAGAAACUUUUCGAAAUGCAAACUACUUGGCUUAACAAAAGUGUUUUAAUUCAGUGCGUGCAAUUUGUUCGUUUAUUUGGUUUACUUCUGCAUGCAUGUUGUUUAAGGUGAUGUUUGAGUCGGACUAACUUGGCUAUCUUGCCAGUGAAGGUAGCCAACUUUUCACAUUCAGCAGAAUUUGUCAAAUGCGACGUGGCUUACAUGUCAACAUAGCUAGGAACAUAAGUAUUGCUAUUGGCUGCUACACUUGAAGCCCGCAACUGAUUUAUUAAGUUCCACGAUCGACACGUUGCAGUGCUGGCUUGUGUAACGUAGAUGCGUUUGUUAUUUUUAUCGGGGUGUCUCGUUGGUUGAUUGCUAUGUUUUCGCAGCUGCGUACAGCUGUCUAGCUAGCUUGAUUGACAUUAAUUUCAAUGGCUCACUGUAGUUCAGAUUCAAGUGGGAAGGUACCCCGUCCAGAUAGCUUAGUGUUGAUGGCAGGAUCUCCUGGAAGCGUUGAUCAGGCUAUGAAGCCGGUGUUGUUUGAAAUAUUUGGAGAGUUUUGGAACGUCCAGACCCGGCUAGGGCGAGGCGUCUCGGCCUCAGUAUACCGUGUGAGCUCGGGGAGGGCGAGUACGGCCGCGGUUAAGGAGUUCCAGGCUGACACUCAGAGUGGAGAUUACGGGUACCAAAAGGAGAGGUCCGUGCUGGAAGACAUACAAGGACACAAAAACAUCGUAACGCUGUACGGGGUGUUCACCAACCGCAGCCAGUUGGGUGUGGCCACGCACUGCCUGCUGCUUGAGCUGCUGGACGUCAGUGUGUCUGAGCUGCUUGUGAGGGCCAGUACCCAAAGCCGAGCCUGCAGCCCCCAGUGUGGUGGUUCCCAGAAGCAGGGCCACUCCAUGUGGCUGGUGCAGCACUGUGCCAGGGACGUCCUGGAGGCCCUUGCCUUCCUCCAUAGAGAGGGCUAUGUUCAUGCCGACCUCAAGCCCCGCAAUGUGCUCUGGAGCGCGGACGAUGAGUGCUUCAAACUCAUCGACUUUGGCCUCAGCUUCAAAGAGGGCAACCAGGAUGUGAAAUACAUCCAGACAGAUGGGUACCGUGCCCCGGAGGCUGAGCAUCAAUACUCCCUGGCCCAGGCGGGGAUGGAGGUGGGUGGUGACUCUGGCUGCUCGGCCGCUGUGGACCUCUGGAGCUUGGCAAUCGUCCUGUUGGAGAUGUACUCAGGCAUCAAACUCAAAGACACCGUCAGGACACCCGAGUGGAAGGACAACAGUGCAGCAAUAGUCGACCAGAUCUUUGCCAGUAACAGUGUGGUGGUUCCUGCCAUCCCUGUCUAUCACCUCAGAGACCUUAUCAAAAGUAUGCUUCACAACAACCCCAAGCACAGAGGCACAGCCGAGAAGGCCCUGCUUAGCCCCUUCUUCAGCAUUCCUUUUGCUCCUCACAUAGAAGACUUGGUUCUGCUUCCCUCUCCUGUUCUGCGCCUGCUCAACCUGAUUGAUGACGGCCACCUGCACAAUGAGGAGGAGUAUGAAGACAUCUUGGAGGACAUGACGGAGGAGUGUCAGAAGUAUGGCUCUGUGGUCUCUUUGCUCAUCCCCAAGGAGAACCCAGGCAAAGGACAGGUGUUUGUAGAAUACGCUAACGCAGGCGACUCCAAAGAGGCCCAGAGACUGCUGACGGGACGGACCUUUGACGGGAAGUUUGUCGUUGCCACGUUCUACCCCCGGAGUGCUUACAAAAGAGGCUAUCUGUACCAGACCGUGCAGUGAACACACACACACACACACACACACCGUCUGCUGAAGAGCACAGGCCUAGGCCUCAGUCAGUCACUGUCAUGAUGUGUAUAGUCAUAUCAGAUCACCACUCUGCUUUCUGCAGCCUCUAGAGCCAGAGUUAACCUAGUGUGUCCUGUAGCUUUACUGUAUGUAGCAACAGUCUGCGAAAGGAAAGAUUUGUAUAAUCCAAUCUUCCAUGUCCUGCUAUGGGGAUGUAUACUGCUGGAUGCUAUGGUUGACAGAUUCAGAUGGGUCAUAUGUUUAUCAUAGCUGGCUUGACUUUUGAUAAUGGAUCCUCACUGGCCAAAACUGCACACUGUCCCACUUUGCACACUGUGCUGAUGUCAAACCCUGAACAAAAUAAUUACUUGAUGUCCACCGAUCUUGAAGAGCACAAGUACAGUACCAAGUACCCUAUGGGUUUCGUAAACCCAGCAAGCAGUUUGGAUUGAAUAGGGCCCUAGUUUUGUCUGUACGCAACAGCUUGAAUAUCCUAUAUUUAUUAGUGUAAUUGAAACCGUUCCUGAUAGAUUGAUCUUGGGUCUCUCUUGUUAAAAGCUGAGCCACAAUUUCAUCUUGUCCAAAGUUACCUUCCCAUUACCUAUUUUUCUAUGAGAUGUUUGUUUUGAGACUUGAAUUCCAAAGGUACCACUCCAGAUCAUCAGUAGAAUCACGCUGAGUUCUAGAACGUUCUGAGCCUAAACUCCAUCCACUCAACGUCAGCACUUUUCUGUGGUACAUGAAAAAUAUAAAUAUUUCUAAUUUCUACCUUAUAUACUAUUAUUACAUUUUGUCCAAGUUGACCCAUAUACUACUUAUACUCCAGAAUGGCUGCGCUGAUGUGAGUGGAAGUUAACAGUUUUUUUCCCCGAUAUGUUAUGAAAGGAAUGGGUUAUUUCCUUAGCACUGUACGAUACAAAGCAACAAGUUUACUUUACGUUCAGAACCCAUGCAUAGGGUUUUCACAGUUGAAUAUUUCAGUUGGAAGAGCAUUCGAGCUGACCCUUUCGUAAAACAGUAACCGACUGUCAGUUCUACCUGACGUCUGUGAGUUAGUCUACAUGACAAACCAAUGUGUGAGCGCUGUGCUAGUGUAGGUAUUUGUUGAUUAUGGUGAGAUUAUAGAUUAAUCCAAUACUGCAGAGUUUUGUAUCCUAUGUUGUGUGCGGGGGAUGUUGAAAUUAACUUAUCAGUUCAUUGCAUGCAACAUUGUUAUGUUAGGGGCAGUAUUUAUUCAGACAGUCUUCCCCUUGUCUGUCUGCUGCUCAUAUUCAGUCCAAUAACAUUGAAUCUUAAGCGUAAAUCAUAGUCCACAAACGCUGAGACUCGAUAGUCCGGCAUCCCAUUGUGACAUAGCGAUGCAGCUCUGAAACACCGUCUGUGGGGGGACACAGCCCGAGCGCUCACCACCCCACAAUUCCCAGCCAACACGGCUAUUCAUUUGAAUGUGUUCACAGUUGGCGAAAAUGCUUGUGCUGCCCUGAGAAUUCUAAAAGUAUGAAAGCCAAGGGUCCAAUAUUCUAGAACACUGCUGUGCAUACACGUACACAUUUUGGACUAUGAUGGACGCUUCAGGUUGGGCACAGAUGCUUCUGAAUGAGUUGGCUGGCAUUGAACAGGCUAAAGCUCCGUCCUGCCUGCCCAGCCUCUCCAGAUGUUUGAGAAAGAGACCAUAUAUUAACAUGAGCAGAAACAACAUUCUGGAUAUUCUGCAAUUUACUCCAUUUGUAACUAACACUUCCAGUCAACUGGCGCCAUGUGAUAACUGUCAAGGCUGAUUGAGACAUUGUUGACAACAUCCUGCCUAAAUGUGAAAGCACUGACCAGGACUUAUGGGUGACCGGUCAUAACAUCGAUAUGUGAGGUUAUCCCAUACCAAAUGUAGUCCACUGCCUUAGCUGCCUUCUCUGUGUUAUCUAGUCUAACACUGUAAUGUUGCCAUUUAGUUUCAGCACACUGUCCCUUCAGUGUGUUAUUCAAAGUAGAUCCCAAUGAAAGCCUUCAUAGUUUCCUUCCUGAUCUCCACAACCAUGGCGCAUGAUGAUGACAUUUCUUUAUGCAAAAAUUCAGGGAGCUUCUUUGUUUUUUGUUUACACUUUGGGUCAGUUAUCCUAAUACAGUGUCUGUUUCUUUACUUCUAUGUCUUCUGAUAUACUCAUAUGAAAACAUUCUAUGUAUCUGAUAAAGCUUUUAGAUUGCUGUAAUGGAUUUGUGGGCGAGGUGGUAUCUGGUGUUAGCCCAUAGCUAGCAAGAUUCACAAACUUCUAUAUGAUAUUUGUUAGCAGCGAGUUUCCCUGGUUUCAGGGAAAACCAGUACAACUACAUAGGUACAGACACUACAUGAGAAGGAGAGCGACAGUAACAGAGAGAGAGGGAGCUGUGCUGUAAGUCCGAGUACAUACAGUUGAAGUCGGAAGUUUACAUACACCUUAGCCAAAUACAUUUAAACUCCGUUUUUCAACAUUUCUGACAUUUAAUCCUAGUAAAAAAUGUCCUGUCUUAGGUCAGUUAGGAUCACCACUUGAUUUUAAGAAUGUGAAAUGUCAGAAUAAUAGUUGAGAAUUACUUAUUUCUGUUUUUAUUUCUUUCAUCACAUUCCAAGUGGGUCAGAAGUUUACAUACACAAUUAGUAUUUGGUAGCACUGCCUUUACAUUGUUUAACUAGGGUCAAAUGUUUCAGGUAGCCUUCCACAAGCUUCCUACUAUAAGAUGGGUGCAUUUUGUCCCAUUCCUCCUGACAGAGCUGGUGUAACUGAGUCAGGUUUGUAGGGCUCCUUGCUCGCACAUGCUUUUUCAGUUCUUCCCACAAAUUUUCUAUAGGAUUGAGGUCAGGGCUUUGUGAAGGCCACUCCAAUACCUUGACUUUGUUGUCCUUAAGCCAUUUUGCCACAACUUUGGAAGUAUGCUUGGGGGUCAUUGUCCAUUUGGAAGACCCAUUUGCGAACAAGCUUUAACUUCCUGACUGAUGUUGCUUCAAUAUAUCAACAUCAUUUUCCACCCUCAUGAUGCCAUCUAUUUUGUGACUUGCAGCAAAGCACCCCUACAACAUGAUGCUGCCACCCCACUGCUUCACGGUUGGGAUGGUGUUCUUCGGCUUGCAAGCCUCCCCCUUUUUCCUUCAAACAUAACGAUGGUCAUCAUGGCCAAACAGUUGUAUUUUUUUUCUUCUUCAGACCAGAGGACAUUUCUCCAAAAAGUACGAUCUUUGUCCCCAUGUGCAGUUGCAAACCGUAGUCUGGCUUUUUUAUGGUGGUUUUGGAGCAGUGGCUUCUUCCUUGCUGAGCGGCCUUUCAGUUUAUGUCGAUAUAGGACUCGUUUUACUAUGGGUAUAGAUACUUUGUACCUGUUUCCUCCAGCAUCUUCACAGGGUCCUUUGCUGUUAUUCUGGGAUUGAUUUGCACUUUUCACACAAAAGUACGUUAAUCUCUAGGAGACAGAACGUGUCUCCUUCCUGAGCAGUAUGACUGCUGCGUGGUCCCAUGGUGUUUAUACUUGUGUACUAUUGUUUUGUACAGAUGAACGUGGUACCUUCAAGCUUUUGGAAAUUUCUCCCAAAGAGGAUCCAGAUUUGUGGAGGUCUACAACGCUUUUUCUGAGGUCUUGGCUGAUUUUUCUUUUGAUUUUCCCAUGAUGUCAAGCAAAGAGGCACAGAGUUUGAAGGUAGGCCUUGAAAUAUAUCCACAGGUACACCUCCAAUUGACUCGAAUGAUGUAAAUUAGCUUAUCAGAAGCUUCUAAAGCCAUGACAUAAUUUUCCAAGUUGUUUAAAGGCACAGUCAACUUAGUAUAUGUAAACUUCUAAUCUACUGGAAUUGUGAUGCAGUGAAUUAUAAAUGAAAUAAUCGGUCUGUUAACAAUUGUUGGAAAAAUUACUUGCGUCAUGCACAAAGUAGAUAUCCUAACAGUCUUUUGUUAACAAGAAAUUUGUGGUUGAAAAAUAAGUUUUUUUUUUUCAAUUGUUUAAGCACAAUUUUGAAAACGGGGCCCAUAUACCCAAAUCAGUCAACAUGGAGAAUCACAACAAAACAUGUCCCAGUUUUCAUGCUACUACAGUAGUGUGCAUAACACUGUUAGCUCGGCAAACAACGGACAAAUGUAAAAUACUGUAUCCAGUACAGGUUACAAUUACAGUAAAUAACAACCAACAUAAAAAAAUCAUCUAAACUGACAAUAUUGUACAGAAAAUACUACAGUAAACAUACUAUACAUUCUCUUCGCCUAGCUGAAUCUGGCCAGAGAAUUUCAUCAACAUCACAAGCAAUAUCAUCAUUAGCAAGACAAUGCGGGAAGAACCAUCUUGAAUGUCGAAUCCAUCCUUGCACAGCUGCGGCGUCCACUUGGUCACGGGCGUCCUCCAUGGCCUGAAUGAGGGGUACCUGAGCCUGGGAUUGUAAACCUUCCACCGCCAUGCAGAGAAACUCUUCGAUAGGGUUUAGAAAUGGAGAGUAUGGUAGAAGGUAUAGUACUGUCAACUGGAUGGUGUUGAAACAAGUUCUGGACCAAAGCAGAGCGGUGGAAUGACACAUUGUCCCAGAUGACCGUGUAGUGCAUCUGGUGUAUUUCAUUACCUGCUGGGACGAUGUGGUGCAAUCGGUCCAAAAAUGUGAGAAUGUGAGGUGUGUUGUAAGGGACCGUUUUGGCAUGACGGAGGACAACUCCAUGCUGUGAAAUGGCAGCGCAAAGGGUGAUGUUGCCCUGGGACAUUGAUUAUAGCCUUGUGGCCAAUGAUAUUUCUGCCUCUCCUUGCUUUUGUGAGGUUGAACCCUGCCUCAUCAAUAUAUAUGAAUUCAUGCAGGAUUUCCUCUGCGUCCAUCUGCGAAACUCCCCGAAAUACAGUGAAAGACAAGAUUGUGUAGUUCAGGAUAGGUCUAGUUUUCAGUCAAUGUAAAAAAAAGUUGUGUGCAGUAUGCAACAUCACAGUGCUAAAGUGAACAAUACAAACCUCCACAUACUCAAUGCUGCAGCUGUUUGACCCUCUCUGAAUUCGCUCAAAAGGCACUCGAUAAAGUUGUUUCAUUUGAACCUGAUGUCUUUCCUUGAUGCGUGCCAGUGUUGACUGAGAGACCUGAUGGACAUUAUUGAAAAUGGCAUGGUUACCGAUAAUGUUGGCUUAUAGUUCUGAGCCUGAUGGCAUUAUUGGCCAAAACCAUGUUUAUUAUCUCUCUUGUUCUUGCAUGAAUAUGGGCCCCCUUCCUCCUUGUCGUUCCUGACCCCCAAUCCUAUGUAGAGAAUAAUACAUGUAACUUACUGUACAAUGUCACAGGAAGGGGUAUCACAAGUCCUGAUAUGGUGCUGACAAUAAGCAGCUGAUUACUGUAACUGUUACUGUAGACAGAUCUUUUACCUGUUUUCCUGUCAAAGUCCUUAUGACAGAUGCCACUGUAUAUCUGCUAAGAUUUGUCUGAACUCUCAGUCCAGCCUCCCUCAGCGUCAAUCCGUGGUUCACAACAUGGUCCACUAGUGUUGCACGAAUGUCAUUUGAUGAGUUUCGUCCUCUUCUUUGUGCACGUUCUCCUCCUGCUUCAGGUCUUCCUCGACCUCUGGCUCGGCCUCUGCCUCUUCCUCUACUUCCUUCUCCUCCUCCGUGUACUCCUCCUCCGUGUACUCCUCCUCUCACCCUCACUCUUCUUCUGACUCCUUCCAUUUUGGUUGAAGACAGGUGAACCUACCUGCUGCAUUUUUAUAGUGCUUAAACCUGAUUAGUGCGUCUACAAUUCAGCAAUCAUGUGUUUGCACCUGAUGGCUGUGUUUAACAGAUUGGCUCAUAGGUGUGGUAAUUUGAUAGUGACAGGAUAGGAGUGACAUGAUAUACUUCUGUGUCUGAUGUAUACAAGGGUGUUUAGUGUUUUGCAAAUCACUGUGUAAUGUUUUGCAAAUAGUGUGAAGCUGACAAUGUGCUUACAGUUAUGCAAAUCUAACUUUGUGUUUUGCUCCUUGAGUGUAAGGUUUUGCUAAUUGUGGGAAAAGUUCAAUUUAGAGUGUAAGCAAUCGUAAAAAACGAAUGACUCCAACCUACGUGUAUGUGAACUUCUGACUUCAACUGUACCAUGCUGCUUUGAGCUCGAGACUUUCUUUAGGCCACAGACUAUUCUCAUCUCUAGUUAGCUGUUUCAUAUCCCGGGGCUGUGUCGGUAAGACUAAAAAGCUUCCUAGCUAAGUAGUACUGUACGCUCUUGAAUAAAAUAUCCCAGUUUACGGCCUAACUCCAUAUUGAGAGAAGGCAGAAUUAUUGUGUAACUUUCUUUUGGAAAGUUUUUUUGUGUUACUCUGAAGUUUUAGAAUUGUCACUGAGCAUCCACCCGACCCAAAUCUAUUCAGUAAUGGAUGGAAGGAGUGACUGUUUGCAGACACCCGGGGCAAUCUGUGCUCGUCUGUCAGCCCUAUCUAUCACUGUUCUAUCCUGCUCCAGCUCUGACCUCUAACCCCCUGACCUGAUAGGCCAGUCCAGCAGAGGACCAGAGACUUGUUAAUAUGCAUAAAGCCCCUCUCCUUGGGAUUCUCAGACUCUGCCUAAUGGAGAGAAUGGCCUGGUCCUCAUCCAUAUACACACAGGCAGCCUUAUAUAUACACUUGGCUUUGAUGAUGAGGGGUCAAGGGGAGGCCGGGAGUGGGCUAGGGGGUAUUAGGCAAAUGAGGGGGAGGGAGGUCACUGGGUUAAUCUGUAUCAGUGAGGGGAGGCGAUAGCCUCCAAGCUGACAACACUCCAUCUCUCUUGUUCUCACUCUCAUUAGAAGUUAUUGUUGACCCAAGUUACUGCAGUAACACACAGGUAGGUAUAAAGGUUAGAGAGUAGAGUUUGUUCUUUAUAUUCAUUUCUAGUGGUUUGAAUGAGGGGAGGCUUCCUGCAUCCUCCCAGCUGGUUGUUGAUUAGCAUUAUGUUUCAUUCAGGUUUAUUAGCGAGAAGUGCACUUAAGCUUAUACAGGAACUCUGAACUCCACUGAAUUGAGCCCAACCAUGCUUUACAGCACUGAUUUAAAUGAAAGCAAAAUCUCAGUUCGAGCAAUAUAAUUUAGGACGCAGUCUCCAAAGACUACAGCACUGAUACCAAUGUGUUAUCAAUCAUGUCCCUUCCCCACUGAAAGACAAUCAUGAUGAUUAUCACUGUUGCCUUUUUUAUUUUUAGCAUCCUUUUGUCUCCUUUGGGUUUCAUGAAAGCCUACUCCAUUGAGCGGCUGGCAGCCCCCCUGUUACAAAGAACAACCGUGUCUCCAACACAACUUGAUCUGACGUGAAUAUUUCGCUCUGAGAAUCACUCCACUCACACUAACUGAUCUGGCAAAUCUGCAUUAUUAAAGGCACAUAUUAUGAGUAUGAAACGUGGUGUGUGUGUGAGAGAGACCAUGUAUUGCCUCACAGAACUCUGUUCUGAGAUUGACUAUACAUGUUCUUAUUGUCGUUUGCAUUAUCGCACAAUAAAGAACGCUUGACUUGA
Messenger RNA from Oncorhynchus kisutch (coho salmon), 9252 nucleotides. RefSeq names its product serine/threonine-protein kinase Kist-like. NCBI's taxonomy places the organism in Eukaryota, Metazoa, Chordata, Actinopteri, Salmoniformes, Salmonidae. Gene Ontology annotation, biological process: positive regulation of translational initiation; peptidyl-serine phosphorylation; regulation of protein export from nucleus. The transcript has 8 exons. The record is from RefSeq and is a predicted model, not a curated record. Bases 468 to 1811 code for a protein of 447 amino acids. Gene Ontology annotation, molecular function: ribonucleoprotein complex binding; protein serine/threonine kinase activity; RNA binding. Gene Ontology annotation, cellular component: neuronal ribonucleoprotein granule; nucleus.